UUUCUGUAAAUCAGCUGAUGUCCGCGUCAAAACAAUCAACAGAACAAAAUGGCCUCACGCCGCCCUCCUCCCUGACCAGCUGCCACUUCUCACGCCCCUCGGCUCCUCCACACCUGCUGGGAACCUCCCGCAGCAGGAAUGAAAUGGGAUAAGUCACCUUCCUGAGUAAGCUUCAUUUUAGAUGCCGAUUCCCACCCUUAAAUGUCUACCACAGGCAAAAUGUCACGUACAACAGGAGCCUCCACAAGCAAGCAGAAUGGGGGGUCAACACUUUACCAGUGUGAUGUUUGUGGAAAGGACUUUCCUUUUAAGGUUGUACUUGAUAUGCAUAAAAAAGAUCAUACAUUUAAGAAUGUCUUUAAGUGUCAUAUCUGUGGUGUGUCUUAUCCCAAGAAAAGUCAACUGGAUAUGCACUACAGAAAACACACAGGUGAAAGACCAUUUAAAUGUGAUGAAUGUGACUCGUCCUUCAUGAACAGCAGUAACCUGCAACGUCACAAACGUAAGCAUGUUUGCAAGCGGCGCUAUGACAGCGAUGAAUGGGAGGCAGCUUAUACCCUAAGUGAUAAUUUGAGUGCUGAGAAACGAGCUAAAAACAAUACAGAAGAAGAUAACUCUGAAAACCCGUAUACCUGUACAGAAUGUGGUGAAACAUUUUCCAAGAUGAAUACCCUAAUGGUUCACAAAAGGAAGCACUCCGGUGAUAGGCCUUUCUCAUGUGAGGAGUGUGGAGCCAUGUUCGCAGUACGUGCUAGCCUGGAUUACCACAAGCUGAAACACACUGCCGGAGAGUCGUCUUACUGGCAGAAUGUAUGUGACAUUUGUGGCGAAGCGUUUACUUCGAAGGACGGUCUCAUGCAACAUCAGAGAAAGCAUACUGGCGCUAGGCCAUUCAACUAUGAUAGGUAUUUUGCAGCAUUCUCAAAUUCUGGUAAUAGUGCUUCAAUAGAUGGGAACAUGCAAGUUUCUGGACCACAGAUUGGAGUCCAGCAAACAACAGGGCAGCAAGUACCCGGGCAGGAUCAACAGCUUCCAACACAUCAGCUUCACCCAGGUCAACAACACCACCACCACCACCAAAUACAGCAGCUUCCCAACCAACAGCACUAUGCACAACAUAUACAUCACCAGCAACAACAGCAGCAAGAGGAAGGACAAGAGUCAUCAGAGCUCACUCUGCAACUGCACGAGCUGCAGCCAUCGCCUCAGUUACAUCAGAUAGGUCAAGGAGCGUCUCACUUACAGAUACCCUCAGCUCUGGGAGGUCAACAUGGUACUCAGGGGUAUGCAACUCAGGUCAGCCAGGAGCAAGUCGUUCCAGGACCUAUGGGGCCUCAAGCAUUGCCGGUACAACAAACUAACGGGAGAAUGGGAAAUAUGCAGGAUGUUAAUAUCAAGGAAGAACCGCAUGAAUGACUAUCAGUCAUACUUUGUCAGUCAAUUUUGUGUGAUACUAUGUUAAAAUCAUACACAAUGAAUGUUUAACAUUGUUGAUAACUGUAUUAAUUUAAGUUCUUAAUGUUUAGGAACUAUCUUUUAUGAGAACAAUUUCAAUACAGUAUUUUUAUUAUGAAACUGUUAGUCUGACCAUACAAACUCUAUAUCAAUAAUUUGAUUUUCUUCAGUUCUUGAUGUAUUACUGUAAUACAAAAUUAUUGAAAUUUAUAAAACUACUGCUUGCAGGCUUGCCAACUUGAUUAGCCAGAGCAAAGUUUGUUAUAUGAUCUCUGAGUUGUCAGUAAUUUUGUACGUGCACUAAUUACCCCCCAGACAGAAUUAUGUGAAGAUUAAUAAUGUUAAGAAAAGCUAUACUGUACAGUAAAACUGAGAUAAACUGAACAGAUAAACUAGGGCCGUGAUGAGAGUUCAAACCUAUGCACGGGAUGUUCUCAGAAGCGCCUUAGUCAACUGUGCCACAACAUGGUCAAAAGAAUUGCAACCUGGAGUGCUACGGCCCUUGUGGAUUUGUUCAUUUGAUAUACGUAUCACGCUAUUGUGAUUUCUGUGUGAGAUAAACUGGUUAUAUACGAGAGUGGGGAAUAACAGGUAUUGUGGCCUCUUGAAUUCCACUUGUGAGUGGUAGUGCAAAUGCAUUACAGAGGGCACAAAAGGUCUUUAUCAGACCUCAUGUAAUAAUCUAAGAUGAGGUCUGAUAAAGACCUUUUGUGCCCUCUGUAAUGCUUUUGAGCUACCGCUCACAGGAUGAGAAUGGGGUGCACAAUAAACUAGCCGCCUCCGGCGGCAACAAUCAAAUUGAAUACGGUUUACCACUCCAGCACGUAGACAUUUCUGCUUCUCCCACUUUGUGCUGAAGCGGCGGCAUUAAUCCGGAUGUUGUGCCUACAUUGUGCUACUUUUCAUACCUCUUGAUCACUAUAGAGAAGUUAAUUGUUUUAGUUGAAUAGUCAUCAUGUAUAGUACGCCUGUAUACACCUUCUUAAGAAGGUGGUGGUGCAGGUGAUGUAGCUUCCUUACACAAAUGUGUUGAGGGGGGGGGGUGAGUCCCCUGUUAAUACUGAAACACUGAGGUGUAGUGCUCUACAGUAUCCUACAAAUUUACAUGGUCGUCUCACAUUAAAACAAGAGAUAAAUUUUUGUAAAAAAUUACCCACAAGGGUAAUUAUGGGGAAAAGAAUGAUGAACUGAUAAUCUUGGUAAAAAAAAUUUCAGAUUCACUUAAAAGCAUUCUAUCAAAUGGAUAUUUACAUUGUCAGACACAUCAGUGGUCCUUCAAUCAGAUUCACUUACAUUUCCUCUACAUUUCUCAUUUUGUUAUUUCAAAAUUUGAAUCAUAGUACAAUUUUCCUUGAUAAUAUUUUAUUUAUUAUUUUGUUAUUCUGAUUGGAUUCAGGAUCCAAAAAGUGCCGGAACGUGUGGUCGUUCAGCACUUUAUAAAUAUGCAGUAUUUUAAUUCACAUUAAAUAGCAGUUACUUUGAUAUAAGUACAGUACUGUAAUAUUAAAGUACACUUUUUUCCUACAUGUACAGGUUCUUUAGAGUCUAGUAUUUUUGGAUUUUUAUUUUGGCUGAAGUGAUCAGAAUGAUAAAUAUGGCAGAGUUUGCAUGCACCAUCCUUUAAGUGAUGGAAAAUGUAUAUAUGUUAGAAAACAUGUACAGUAUUUUGGUAUGAAGCUGAAAUACAGAACUGUACUGUAAUUUAGAAACUACAUGAUUGCCUAAUGAGCAAAUUAUUUAAGAUAAGUGAUAUUAUUCAUAAUGUAUGUGCCAACUGUUCAUUCCGAGGAAAAUCACAGCACUGUUCAAAAGAGUUCAAUCAUCCGUAUAGCGACCCGCCCGAGUGCAAGAUGUGUAAACUACUGUACAAGUUUAAGCUAUUUGAUAACCAAGAGUACAUGUACUAGGGUUUCAUGUGCUCUUAGAUACACAUGUAUAGUACAGGUGUGUCAUAUGCUCUCAAGGAUACACAUACUCGUACUGGAGUACCAUAUCCACUGCACUGCGCAGAGCGCCUUUAGGCGCUCUGCGAGUUGUGGUAUUUUUUUUAAUUAGGCUAUAUUUUAAUGUUUUUUUUUUAAUGUUUUCAUCACUCUUUGUGUUUGGAAAUGGAAAUGAUUGAGUUUGGAAACAUUUUAACAUUAACUUUACCUGAACAUUUAUAAAAACAACAAAAAUAUGUCCUUGACAAUUGCACUAAGAAGUUUUUGCCAAAACCAGGUGAGCAGUGCAGGGGAUAUGCUCUCAAGUAUUUAGCAGGGACAUUUAUGGUGAGGAUUUCAUCAGAAAUUCUUGACAUUCCAAUUUUUUUUUUUUUUGUUUGUUCUUGAACCUUGCUGUUUUUUGUUGAAAGAUGCAUAUAACUUACCUUUAUGUUAGGUUUAAGGCUGGGUGUAACGUGUACAUCUAUGAAGUGGUGCACAAGUCACCUUGUGUAGCUGAACGCCUGUAGCAAGUAUAUACUGUAUAAAUAGAUAGCAUUUUGUAUAUAGAGACCACUUCAUUGGA
This is a messenger RNA of Procambarus clarkii (red swamp crayfish), 3963 nucleotides long. RefSeq names its product zinc finger protein 391. NCBI's taxonomy places the organism in Eukaryota, Metazoa, Arthropoda, Malacostraca, Decapoda, Cambaridae. The record is from RefSeq and is a predicted model, not a curated record.